Messenger RNA from Danio aesculapii, 1822 nucleotides. It is a transcript of the gene txnl1, whose product is annotated as thioredoxin-like 1. The record is from RefSeq and is a predicted model, not a curated record. Lineage: Eukaryota; Metazoa; Chordata; Actinopteri; Cypriniformes; Danionidae. The transcript has 8 exons. Bases 1 to 870 code for a protein of 289 amino acids.
AUGGUCGGGGUCAAGGUGAUCGGGAAUGAUUCGGAUUUCCAGGCGGAGCUUAGCGGAGCGGGUUCCAGACUGACCGUGGUGAAGUUCACCAUGAGCGGAUGUCGUCCUUGUGUCAGAAUAGCUCCAGCGUUCAACAUGUUGAGCAACAAAUAUCCUCAGGUUGUGUUUCUGGAAGUCGAUGUCCACGUCUGUCAGGCAACAGCUGCAGCCAAUAAUAUCUCAGCAACACCGACGUUCCUAUUUUUCCGAAAUAAAGUGCGCGUGGACCAGUAUCAGGGAGCAGAUGCUUCCGGACUGGAGGAGAAAAUCAAACAGCACCUGGAAAACGAUCCCGGCAGUAAUGAAGACUCCGAUAUUCCCAAAGGAUACAUGGAUCUGAUGCCGUUUGUGAAUAAAGCAGGUUGUGAGUGUCUGAAUGAGAGCGACGACUGUGGAUUCGACAGCUGCUUAAUCAAAGACUCCACUUACCUGGAGUCAGACUGUGAUGAACAGCUUCUGAUCACAAUGGCCUUCAAUCAACCCGUCAAACUCUUCUCCAUGAAACUGCUGUCUGCUGAUUUGGUUCAAGCUCCAAAGAGUGUGAAGAUCUUCAUUAAUCUUCCUCGUUCAAUGGGUUUCGAUGACGCGGAGAGAAGUGAAGCCACACAGACUCUGGAUCUGUUGGAGGAGGAUUAUAAAGACGACGGCCUCAUCCCGCUCAGAUACGUCAAGUUUCAGAACGUCAACAGUGUGACUUUAUUUAUCAAGUCAAACCAAGGAGACGAGGAGACGACAAAAAUCAACUAUUUGACGUUUAUCGGGACUCCAGUGCAGGCCACUAACAUGAACGACUUCAAACGGGUUGUGGGUAAGAAAGGAGAAAGUCACUGAAGAGGAAAAGACGAGUUCGACAUGUUGCUGAAUCUCUCCGCGGGCAUCUCUCUCUGCCAACAUGAUUGGGCAAAACACACACACACGCACACACACACACACACACACAGAUAAGCACUCACAUACACACACUCACACACACACAGAUAAGCACUCGCAUUCACUCGCAUGUAUACUCUUGCACACACACACAAACACGCAUAUAUAAUCUCUUGCUCACACCCACCCCUGUACUCUUUUACACUCACAGAUAUUCACAAACACAAUCAUACACUCUUGCGCACACACACACACACACACACACACACACACACACACACUGAUAUAUGCUCUAUGUUACACACAUAGACAGAUAAAUGUAUACUGACACACACACACACACACACACACACACACUGACAUAUGCUCUCUUGCGCACAUACAUACUUGCGCGCACACUUGCACAUUCUUAAAUGUGCACACACACACACACACACACACACACACACACACACACACACACACACACACACACACACACACACACACACACACACACACACACACACAUACACACACACACACACAUAUAGUCUGUUUCACACACUCAAACUAACUCAGACGCACACACGCUCUCUCACAAACACUCAAACUUGGACACACACACACACACUUUCUCUUACAAACAAAUACACAUAUAUUCUGUUUCAUACACACUCAAAUCAGACACAUAUAGUCAGACUAACUCUCUCAGACACACACACACACACACACACACACACACACACACACACACACACACACACACACACAGACAGAAGCGGAUUCGUCAUCAGAGAGAGAGAAAGAGAGAGAGAGAGAGAGAGAGAGAGAGACACAGCUUUGUCUCAAUGAGGCGAUGAUCAUCAAUUGUUUUUAUCUCAAACCUCCUGAAAAUGUUCCUGUAAAUAAAGUCGAUCCUUUUUCAAAGGCA